CCUCACUCCAUCCAACAAACGUGAUAGAGCGUUUUGGCAUCUUAGUUCUUACUUAGUUCCUGCGUGUCUGGGCCUUUCGACUCCACAGGUACAUCCAACAGGCACCGCACAGGGGCCGCAGGAACGAACUCCCUGGUGCCCACUGUGGCAGCGAAUAGACUUUCCUGUUGGACUCGCUUCCUCCGGCAACGAUGAUGGGCUUUUUUUUCUUCACAACGACGGGCGUAUAAAGACCUCGUCCGCUACCCCUCACGAUGCAUCUUUAUUCUCAUCAUCCUCAUUCCCUCGUCAACUUGCAGUGCAAGCUUGCAGAUUCUAGUCGUCCACGACAUCGUCAUUCCUUAUUCUUUGCUUUUGGAGACUAUUGACUAGUCUCAUCACAUUCCUUCGUUCAUUUACUCUCUCUCUAUCACAUCCUUGAUUCUGUCUGUCAUUCUUCCAUAACCCUAUAACCCUAUAACCAAAACAGUACCUCCAUCAAAAUGCAGUUGAACAACUUCCUUCUUGCCGCCGCCACUCUGGUCGGCCUCUCCGCCGCUGUCCCCAUGGGCAGUCGGACCAAGAACCUGGCCACCCGCGCCACCAAUGCCGUGGUCAGCGUCAGCAGCCUGGCCGUGACCGCGCUCAAGGACAGCGACGGCAGCGGAGCGGGACAGGAUGUCUACACCUUCCACACCGGGGACGGCAGCGUCGCCGACGGCUGGCCCGCCCAGUCCAGCUGGGUCUCCUUCGACGACAUGUGGAAGGCCAACAAGCCCACCAUCAUGGAGUCGUGCACCCAGUUCGGCGUGCCCAACAACUCGGCCAACGAGACCCAGAACCUGUACGACGCGAUCCAGCAGGUGGCCAAGGAGUCCCACCUCGACCACCGGUUCAUCCUGGCCAUCAUCAUGCAGGAAUCCAAGGGCUGCGUCCGCGUGCACACCACCAACUACGGCGUCCGCAACCCGGGCCUCAUGCAGGAUCAUGACGGCGCCGGCACUUGCAACGACAACGGGGUGGUCCAGAACCCGUGCCCGAAGAAGGAGAUCCUCCAGAUGGUUCGCGAUGGGGCCAUCGGAACCGCCGCCGGCGACGGACUCGCCAGCCUGAUCGACCAGCAGGGCAAGACGGACGUCUCCGGCUUCUACCGCGCCGCCCGCCUGUACAACUCGGGCUCCAUCUCCGACGCCUCCAACCUGAACGUCGGCGUCGGCACCGCCUGCUACGCCACCGAUGUUGCCAACCGGCUCACCGGCUGGGUCAAUGCCGCCUCCAAGUGCACCCUGAGCGCAUAGGCUCGUCGUCAGUCUUCUCGACGGAAAAUGUUGGAUGUCACGGGUAAUUCCGCCUGUGGGCGGGCUGAGGAUGAAAUGAUGGUUGAUUCCCUCUUUGCUAUGCUGGAUUGGUUUGAUGUUUUUGAUCGUUUAACUUUACCUUUCUUGCUCCACCAGCAGUGGCUACCCCAGUCGUUAGGGCUGAGGUUCAUGCUCGGUGAUGAACUUGGUGCGAUGUCGGAGAUGUAUUGUAUACUGCGGCUAGAAUCUACUUGUGCUUUGCUUGCUUGUAUGGCUGGUUCUUGGUGUUUGGUAGAAUGUGCUGGCAUUGAUUAUGGUGAGGGGACC
This is a messenger RNA of Aspergillus aculeatinus CBS 121060, 1604 nucleotides long. RefSeq lists its product as uncharacterized. Lineage: Eukaryota; Fungi; Ascomycota; Eurotiomycetes; Eurotiales; Aspergillaceae. Bases 483 to 1277 code for a protein of 264 amino acids. The record is from RefSeq and is a predicted model, not a curated record. The transcript has 2 exons.